Messenger RNA from Cornus florida, 5116 nucleotides. Its product is annotated as histidine kinase 2. The record is from RefSeq and is a predicted model, not a curated record. Gene Ontology annotation, molecular function: phosphorelay sensor kinase activity. The transcript has 15 exons. Gene Ontology annotation, biological process: phosphorylation; phosphorelay signal transduction system. Bases 800 to 4492 code for a protein of 1230 amino acids. NCBI's taxonomy places the organism in Eukaryota, Viridiplantae, Streptophyta, Magnoliopsida, Cornales, Cornaceae.
UCUUAACAUUUCCCACUAGAUGAUGAGAUAAUGAUGUACCCAACCAAAGUUGAGAGAGAGAGAGAGAGAGAGAGAGAGAGAGAAGGUUAAAGAAGAAAAGAAAAGCACCUCUUUUUAUCCCACAUUCUGAUCAUUGAUUCCAGUUGGGUUUCCAGUGAAACCAACUGGGUUUCAUCCGAUUUAUCUUGAUGAUAAGUGCUCUUCGAAAAGUUCUUAUCUUUAUGAUUCUUUAGGCACACAGAGUUGUGUGAGAUGAAAAACUAGAUACAGGGAAAAAAAAAAAAAAGAGAGACCAUUUUUAUUUUUUCUUCAUUGAUGAUUCCAUCGCAGCUUUCCAAAAUUGCAACUGGGUAUCAACCAGCUUGUUAUUAUUUGGCAUGAUAUCUUUCCUUUGUGUUACCCGAAAGAGGUAUGGUUUUGAUGGGUAUUAUUGCUUAUGGAGUAAGAAGACGCAACACAGUAUUGAGCCGUAAUAUAGAGAACAGAGAAGAAACUACGAAGUGGGUGUGCUAUACUUGCGUUUUGUGGGGGAAUAUGGAGCUCGGUUGCUGAAGAAUCAACUUGAUUUCAUGCAAUUUCAUCUUUUGGUUCUCUUGAAGGUCUGAUUUUGACGAGUUUCUGAGUUGGGUCUGUUAAAUUUUCAAGCUAGUUUCACCGUCUAGGUGAAUCUUUCUAGCGUAUCUAUGCUAAAGGUUUGAUUUUGACGAGUAUUGAGAGCUGGGCUUGCUGAAAGAAUCAACUGGGUUUCUUUCAACCUUCCAGGUUCUUUUUGAAGAUAUAUAGGUGGGUUUUGGUUAAAAUGUCGUUUAAUGGUAAAUUAUCAGCUAAUUUCAAGCUGAAGAAGGCAAAGGAACCAUUGCAUGGAUCUAAUUGUGUCUGGAAAUGGAGGAGACAUCUUUUGUUUCUGGGGCUCUUAGGUAUUGUCAUUUGGUUCUUCUCUGGCUUGAAUGAUGGGGUUUUCAGGAGGAAGGAGGAGAUACCAAGCUUGUUUAAAGACAAAGCUAGAAUUUUGCUUGAACAUUUCAAUGUCAGCAAGGACCAACUUCGUGCCUUGGCUUCUUUAUUCUCUGAAUCAGAUCAGAUAACAUCCUUGAAAUGUACCAAAAAAGUAGGCUAUAAAAUGCCACCUAGUAACGGUAUUGCCUGUGCUCUGAAGGUGCUAGGCCCAGAGAAGCAAGAAUUCAGAAAGCAGCACGGAAUGGGUGUAGAUGUAGUACCUGAUGACCAAUGUCCUGUUCAAGAUGAGAAUAAUCCCAGGAAGCUUGGCCUGUGGUUGUUGGAGGAUAAAUCCCUAUCAUUUGUUUCGCAAUCAACGUCUCCAUCUUCUUCACCAAAUCAUCAGAAUGAUGAAGAGAAUGCACUGCAAAGAAGGGCUCCUGGGUCCGGUGAAGAGUGCUGUGGGAGUUGUUCCUUUUGUUUUGUGAAUGUAUGCUGGUGGAUCAUUCUUGGAGUGGUAGUGAGCUGCAAAAUGCCUAGUUUACAUGAAAAAUUGCAAAGUCAAAAUCAGAAGCCAGUUCAGCUGCAGCCACUAGCUCAGCAGCAGCAGCAACUGCUGCUGCAGAAGCAGCAAAACAUUGCUCAGAAUUCUUCUAAAAGUGCUGGGAAGUGGAGGAAGAAGCUGCUAAUUAUGUUCGUCUUAGCUGGGGUGACUGGAUCCAUUUGGUUAUUUUGGCACUUGAAACAGGAUAUUGUUGUAAGGAGGAGAGAAACACUUGCAAACAUGUGUGAUGAACGAGCCCGAAUGUUGCAGGAUCAGUUUAAUGUGAGCAUGAACCAUGUUCAUGCAUUGGCUAUUCUAAUCUCCAUGUUUCACCAUGGAAAACAACCUUCUGCUAUUGACCAGAAAACAUUUGGAGAAUAUACCCAGAGAACAGCUUUUGAGAGGCCACUUACUAGUGGUGUUGCCUAUGCUUUGAAAGUUCCUCAUUCAGAGAGAAGGGAAUUUGAGAAGCAGCACGGAUGGAAAAUAAAGAAAAUGGAAACUGAGGAUCAAACACUAGUCCAAGAUUGUCUCCCAGAAAAUUUGGAUCCUUCACCCAUUCAAGAUGAAUAUGCACCCGUUAUACUUACACAAGAAACUGUCUCCCAUAUUGUAUCUAUCGAUAUGAUGUCUGGAAAGGAAGAUCGUGAGAACAUCUUGAGAGCAAGGGCAUCUGGCAAAGGAGUCCUAACAUCUCCUUUUAAGUUAUUGAAAUCCAACCACCUGGGCGUUGUACUUACUUUCGCUGUUUAUAAUUCUCAUCUCCCUCCAAACGCUACGCCAGAGCAACGUAUUAAUGCUACCGUGGGGUACCUUGGUGCAUCUUAUGAUGUCCCAUCACUAGUGGAGAAGCUUCUGCACCAGCUUGCUAGCAAACAGACGAUUGUUGUGAAUGUUUAUGAUACAACCAACAAAUCUGCAACCAUUAAAAUGUAUGGUACUGAUGCCCCUGAUACGGGUCUACUGCACAAUAGCAGCCUUGACUUUGGUGAUCCAGCUCGGAAGCACGAGAUGCAUUGCAGCUUCAAGCAGAAACCACCUCCACCUUGGACAGCAAUAACAGCAUCAGUAGGAGUUCUUGUUAUCACUUUGCUUCUGGGUCAUAUCUUCCAUGCAGCCAUAAACCGAAUUGCAAAAGUGGAGCGUGACUGUCAGACAAUGUUGGAGCUUAAACAACUUGCUGAAGCUGCAGAUGUAGCAAAAUCUCAGUUUCUUGCAACGGUUUCCCAUGAAAUCAGGACUCCGAUGAAUGGUGUUUUAGGUAUGCUGCAAAUGCUGAUGGACACUGAUCUUGAUGCAAACCAACUAGAUUAUGUCCAGACUGCUCAUGCUAGUGGGAAAGAUCUAAUAUCAUUGAUUAAUGAGGUUCUUGAUCAAGCUAAGAUAGAAUCGGGCAGGCUUGAGCUUGAGGCUGUACCUUUUGAUCUGCGUGCUGUUCUUGAUAAUGUUUUAUCACUUUUCUCAGUCAAAUUUCAUGAAAAAGGAAUUGAGCUGGCUAUUUACAUCUCUGAUCAGGUUCCUGAAGUUGUCAUUGGAGACCCUGGACGGUUCCGGCAGAUAAUUACAAAUCUUGUUGGAAAUUCAAUCAAGUUCACACAUGACAAGGGGCAUAUAUUUGUCUCAGUGCAUCUGGCAGAAGAAGUGAGGACCCCACUUUAUGUUAGGGACGAAGUGCUAAAACAAAGCUUAACCUUAGUUCAAGACCGGUCAAACAAUUCUUAUAAUACAUUGAGUGGUUUUCCUGUGGUUGAUAGAUGGAAAAGCUGGGAGAAUUUUAAAAUGUUAAGUGGCACAGAUUUGACAGAGGAAACGAAAAUGAUUAAAUUAUUAGUGACAGUAGAAGAUACAGGAGUGGGAAUUCCUCUUGAAGCACAAGGGCGCAUUUUCACGCCUUUUAUGCAGGCUGACAGUUCCACUUCACGAACAUAUGGUGGGACUGGAAUUGGAUUGAGCAUUAGCAAGCGUUUGGUGGACCUAAUGAAUGGAGAGAUUGGAUUUGUCAGCAAACCUGGCACUGGCAGUACUUUUUCAUUUACUGCAACUCUUGCUAAAGGAGAAACAAGUUCUCUGGAAACAAAUAGGCAGCAGUACAAUCCAACUGUUUCAGAGUUUCAGGGAUUGAAAGCAUUGGUGGUUGAUAGUAGAAGCAUCCGAGCUGAGGUCACAAGAUAUCAUCUCCAAAGAUUGGGGAUGUCCACAGACAUAGUCAGUCGCGAUUUUGCAUGCUCUUACCUGUCUAGUUACUCCAACACAAGUGCAUCAUCACAUUUAAACAUGAUUCUUGUUGAAAAAGAUGAUUGGGACAAGGAGAUUGGUCUACCAUUACAUCAACUGCUUAGGGAGCUCAGGCCAAAUGGCUGCUCAGAAGUCCCAGAAAUUCUGCCAAAGCUAUUUCUUUUGGCAACUUCUAUAAGCUCUACUGAGCGGAAUGAGCUUAAAUCAGCUGGUUUUGUGGAUGACGUGCUAACAAAACCUCUCCGAUUAAGCGUGUUGAUUUCCUGCUUCCGUGAAGCCCUUGGAAUUGGCAAGAAGAGGCAAUUAAACAGAGGGAAACUAUUAAAUCUUGGAAGUCUACUCAGGGAUAAGCGAAUAUUGGUGGUGGAUGACAAUGCUGUUAACAGAAGGGUGGCCGAAGGUGCUCUAAAAAAGUAUGGAGCAACUGUUACUUGUGUAGAGAGUGGAAAGGCUGCUGUAGCAAUGCUGAAGCCUCCACACAGCUUUGAUGCUUGCUUCAUGGAUCUCCAGAUGCCAGAAAUGGAUGGGUUUGAAGCUACGCGACAAAUCCGCUGUCUAGAGCACAAUGUUAAUGAAAAAAUUGAAUAUGUUGAAGCAUCUACCAAUGUGUAUGCAAAUAUGGCUCAUUGGCACACACCAAUAUUAGCAAUGACUGCCGAUGUAAUUCAAGCAACGAAUGAGGAGUGUGUGAAGUGUGGGAUGGAUGAUUAUGUGUCAAAGCCAUUUGAAGAAGAGCAGCUUUAUUUAGCAGUGGCACGCUUCUUUGAAUCUGGUUGAGAGAGGGAAUGGGAUUGACAUGCAGUGGUUGUUCAGUGGUGGUCCAGCCAAGUGGUUGUUCUGACUGAUUUUACGAGUAUAUAACCCAAAGCAAUUUGGCUGUCCAACUACUGACAUCCCUCACCGCUAUGAGAAGGCAUGAUAGGCUCAUCCCAAUUGGCAUUCUUCUAGCCAUUCCCCAUAUGAAUUCCAAAUGCAGUGACAGAUGUUAAUUGGUGGUGAUCUGUUUUCAGGAAUGCUUAGAUUGCCACCAUGAUUAAUGGUUUGUAAUGCAUGGAUAGCCACAGAAAGCAGUGAACAAGCUGUGAGCAGUUUGUCAUUAUCGAUCCAUUCUACAUCAUCUGCUCACUUAACAGGGGACACGACACGAUAAGAGAAAAGGAAUUAUUUAUUUAUUUAUUUAUUUUGUAUAUACCUCCUUUAGUUAGAUUUUAUAUGAUUAGCAUGAUUUUUUAAAUACUGGCAUUCUUCCUUGAAGAAGGUAUGAGGAUCUUUAGAAUACCCACAUUAAUCCUAAUGAGAUGAAUGACUCAUCUUUUUUUUUUUCCUCAAUAUUCAUGUAGAGAAGAAUGCAGAUAAAUAAUAAUCACAUUGCGAGAAGAAGAUGGAUUGUUAUUCUGACAA